This is a messenger RNA of Hylaeus volcanicus, 6343 nucleotides long. Its product is annotated as mucin-5AC. The transcript has 11 exons. NCBI's taxonomy places the organism in Eukaryota, Metazoa, Arthropoda, Insecta, Hymenoptera, Colletidae. Gene Ontology annotation, biological process: protein dephosphorylation. The record is from RefSeq and is a predicted model, not a curated record. Gene Ontology annotation, molecular function: protein tyrosine phosphatase activity. The coding region runs from base 589 to 5112 and encodes 1507 amino acids.
UUCAGUCUCGCGGUGAGCGUCGUGCAGCGCGUAUCGAUAUGUUCUCGAAAGUGGUUUGAUCGUGCUACGUAGUCCUCGAGUGACUGAAAUUUUCCGCGGACUCGAAAAUUACCUGUCGAGUGCGCGUGACAGCCGAGACGGGCGGAUAUUUCGUAGAUCGCGGCGGACAUCAGGAAGAGACAUAACUCCAACGCGAGUGUCGGGAGAACGCGUCGUCAUGGGCAACCUGUAUUGUGGCCCGCGGGUGUAGUGCCAACGCGUAAUCGAGGGGGAGAGAAAGAGGGAGAGAGUGAAAGAGACAGAGACAGACCAGACACAAAAAGAGCGAGAGAAAGAGAGAGAGGGAGAGAGAAGGGACGAGAGUAGAAGGAAAAGAGAACGAGUGAAGGGGGAGAGAAAAAUAAAGGAAGACAGAACGUGGACAAGCGUGACCAGCAAGCUUCGAAAGGCUACUCUCUCGCGGCCAGGAGGAAGAGGGACGAGUGGAAGCGGGACGGAGAGGAUAAUGCGGACUCUUUGCUUCCGCCUUGAUCAACAGGACGUUCGGAUCUACUCGUAAUUCCACGAGGAGAUCUAACGAACGGCGAGAUGAUUCGAAGAAGAAGAGCUCCUCCCGUGUUAAGAGCAUGCAUAGGUAUAUUCCUGCUACUCUUCAGCACCGUGGCCGCUGACACGAUAAAAGGUCCACCCUUGAUCGCAGACAAAGUGCUCGCGUCCAACGCGACCGAGACGUCGUCAGCGGAGAGGGGCAAACCGAUUCCGAACAAAAUACCGUCGAGGGACAAGACGGAAUUCGCUUCGACGGAGGACAACAAGGGAACCAUCGAUUCCUACAAUGCGACUAAGAGAGAUCCCGACACGGCACACGAGCUUAUCAAAGACGCCAAAGCGGAGGGCGAAGAGAAAGUGGCAGCGCCGAUCGGCGAAGAAUCCGAAGUGGAAGGAAUAAGGUCGCGCAACGAAGUCGACAGGUUAUCGACCUUGGAUUCGACUAACGGGGGUUCGAGGUUCGAGGAGAUCCUCUACGGAACUUCGGGAAAGAGUUCCAGCACGAAGACGGCCGGCGAGGAUAUUCACAGGCUGUCCAGAACGAACGAUUUGACCGCUGCCACCGCGAAACCCGCGUCGGAUGAGUCCCGGCUCGACGAAAAGGUCAACGAAACGAUCUCUGCCCGGCAGUCGGAAGUACAAGUUGCCCGCGAAACGAAUAAAACCGCGAAGACGCUCGAGGAUGGAGCCAGCUCCAAAGAAGAACUCGCGGCGGAAACUGCAAAUACGAAAGCGGAUCUUGAAAGUUCGUCGAAAGAGGGGAAGAGCUCUGCCCUGAAGCUGGAAAAGGGCAACUUCGAUAACGAACUAACAACGCAGGGGGCUAUUUUGCUGGAGGAGUUUCAAGUGAGGACCAAGAAGGCGGAGGAUUCGAGACCGAUGAAGAACUCGGAAGUGGCGGACUUGGAAAAGACGGACGAGAACGACGGGCCUGGCUCGUUAAUCAACGACACGAACGUCAACUACAGCCACAGACGCAAAACCUCGACGGAAAAGGGCCUCGAGUCAGGCGAGAACCAGUCGACGGCCUCCGAGAACGCCACGAACUUCAUUUCCAAAGACGUCGACACGAAUCACAGAUCCGGAGGCCCCAAGGGGGAGGUGGAGGUCGUCGGAAAUCUGACCGAUUCCGCGACUCAGAGAGUCGUGGAGCAGCCUGAAAGUCUAACGAAGAAGGAAGUCCUUCAGGAAUCAGGCCAAGGCUCGAGCCAGAACGAGAAGUCCGAUAAUUCCACACGGAAGACCGAACCGAUAGAGUUGAUCGACAAGGAUAGCCAGCAAAAAUUGGUCGAGCUUACAACCGAGAGAGCUAACCACGAAGGGUCGACCCUGGCAGCUAUCUCCAGCCCAGUCCCCAGAGGCAGAACCAUCGCCUUCUCAGGGGUAAACGAGUUCCCUGGCCAAGAACCGAAACCCACGGCAGCCUCGAAGGUUGACUCUUCGUUUUCGAAGAAGAACAUCAGCAUGGACAAAACCACCGAACAGAAGCCCUAUCCAUACUCGAAAUCCACGGUCAAAGACAACGUCCAGAAUUUCAGUCGCGAGGCUGACGAUUCCAUCCGAGCCACCACGGAGGAAUCUUCAGCGUUAGAGAACACGAUAGGCAGGGAACAGUCCGAGGAGAAGUUCAUCGUCACGGAAGCGUCUGACGUCUUGGAGAAUAGCAUCCAGCAGUUCAAACCAGCGUACCACGAGAAACCGGCCAACGAAUCGUCCACUGCUUCGACUUUGUCCCCUCGUUCGUCGCUACCAAUGACGACCGUGCCUCUGGUGACGCUACAGGAAGCCGAUCCAACGAAUCAGUCGGUCGUCGAUGUCGCCAAUGGCGCGAAGACGGUCCCCGAGUUCCAAGAAAAAUCGACGAACACGGGAAAUGAUGUUCCACGGUGGAGCGAAGGCCGCGAGACGAUCACGGGGAAGGGGAACUUCGACGUGACUGGGAAUGGGAUAACGGAAGUCAGCUCGAAACCGGAGAGUGCCAAUAAACGAACUUACGGGCCCUCUCCGCAAGAAACCAUCGACCAGGCCACCUCUAUGACCGCCAGCUCCACGUUGAAACCGCAGACGGAAGUGGGAACUCUUUCCGAUGUAGACGCGGUUCAAACCAACGUCGAGAGUUCGCUGCUGUUUCGUUCGACUCUCGACGCCACGGAGGUUUCCACCGAGUACCCGUUGCUUAAAGGCAAUUUUUCCGAGACGGACAACAAGUUGACGGUCCCGAUAACCUCUCCUGUAGAUAGCACAACGACAAGAACACCGGACAGCACCGAGUCGCCUACCACCGUCGACGUACCGGAGGACAAAGUCGGCAAAUCCAGCGUAACCCUCGACACCAAUGGAACGAACGAGAUUCCUUCGGGUCUGGACAGAGGCGACGUGUCGACCACGACCGGCGUCGAGUAUGAAUUCGUUGGUCUAUCCGAAACGACCACUUUCCUCGCUCAGAACGUUACCGAGGAGAUUCCAACGGGAUUGCCGUUAGUAAACGCUACCUCGAUGAUUGCACCAACUGUCCAGGACGGAUUCGGGAGAAACUCCUCGCAAGAAGCUUCUACGAUGAAUCCUGUGACCUUUGCAGAUCAUUCUUUGGUAAGCGGUGAGACGGAGGUGCCUGGAGUCGAUGAUGACAGGCUUUCGAGUACCACGGUGGUCGAUCAGACGAUCGUCCCUACGUCCAUGUCAGGUCCCACGACGCAGUUCAGGGAUGAUUUUACCACCCUCUCGAGUGCCAUCGAAGCAGAGACAGACGUGGAUUCUACCAGGGAAGACGAUCGGAAGACGGGCAGCGUCACAGAAUCUUGGACGACUACGACCGACGACGACGUUGCCACGGUGAGGACGGAGCAGCUUUCGUCGUCGAAUUCCAAGGACUCUCAUUUCGUACCGAACGUCACGGAAGCUUCUGUGAAGUCAACGGUAAUGCCGGACGUUAACGCGACAGAUGCCACUCGAGCGACUACAUCCAUCCCCGUUGCGUCGAGCAGUCUGGGACCGAGGAUUCUAGAACCGGUUAUCACGAGCACUCCAACUGUUCGCGACACAUCGUUGGAGACGACAGCUGACACGAAGACGUCGCCAUCCCCGGAGGAGAUCACUUCCCUGGUGCGUAUCGUCGUGGAGGGCAGCUGGGACGACGUGUGCCCGAAAAUGGAUAAGAUGAGGAUGACUCUCGCCGAGCUUCUGGCAACGGGAAUCAACGGGUCUGUUUCCGAUAAGCAAAUUAUAUUUCACCAAGAUCCGUGCAGGGAACCGCCGAGCUCAACGCCAGCGCCGGAGGAAAUGCCGUUAACACCGAUAUUAGUUUACGUUGUCGACGAGAACGGGAAAUUUGACAGCGGCAUGACGAACAGCUUACCUGGUUUGUACAAGGAGUUUCAGGGUCGUGUAAAAUUCCCAGCUACAAUACACAGCUUUCUUCUGGUACAGGAAACUAUUCCGGAUUCCGGAAACGCGAUAGCAGUCAUCGUGGUCUCCUCGGUUGCUUUCAUUUGUCUGGUUCUUCUGGCUGGACUGCUGUUUAUAAUGAGGAAGAGGCAGACGAGAUUCAACUAUGGCGAACGAUGUCGACCGGUAUCCUUGGAUGCCUACAGCGUCGACAGCGUUUCGGCGUACAACAGCGUGAGACGUAAAGGUGCGGUCAGAUCUUCGAAAAGAAGCUAUGGGAAUCCAACUUUCGAGGAUUCGAGCGCCAUACCGUCCCACCCCUUGAAUUUUGCCGGGCUUUCAUCUUUCUGUAACGACACUAACGCAAUCAACGAGGAAUUCUCUGGUAUUCCGCAAGUUUCGGCGAAGAUAGACGAGCUGCCACCCGGGGCGGAAGUGAAGAACAGAUACGCGAACGUGAUACCGCUUCCGGAGACGAGGGUACCCCUCCAAAAAAUGAACAACAACCCCCUUACGGAGUACAUCAACGCCAGCUACGUUAGGGGACCGAAGAACGCGACGAGGUACUACAUCGCUUGCCAAGCGCCAAUGGAGUCGACCAUCACCGACUUCUGGAGGAUGAUCUGGGAACAACAGUGCAAAGUGAUCAUCAUGUUAACCGAUCUCGUUGAAAACGGGGUGGAAAAGUGCACCGAGUAUAUUCCACCGUCGGAAAUAUCCGAUUGCCACCGGUUGUACGGUGACUUCCAAGUUACUCUGAAGAAGAGAGAAACCAAAGAGAAAUAUGCCAUUUCAACGCUUCAUUUAAAAAAUUUGGAGAACAACACGUUCCGAGAACUGUACCAUAUUUGGUACCUUUGGCCUGUUAACGGGAUACAAUCGGAUGGAGCAGGCUUGAUAGCCGUGCUUCUCGAGGCAAGGGCCCUCCAAAGAGGUGGUCCUGGACCUAUCGUGGUCCACUGUAGUCCCGGCACUGGACGCACGGGAACGCUAAUAGCUCUUGACUUAGGGAUUAGACAAUAUGAGAUUACGAGGACUGUGGACGUGCCAAGGGUCGUUUACACUAUCAGACGGGAUCGUGCUGGGGCUGUACAAACUAAAGAACAAUAUGCCUUCAUUUACAAGGCGUUAAAUUUGUACGCGACCAAACUUGCCGGCGGUGUAUUGGACUCGGCGUGAAUCACCGAAAAUAAACUAGAUUGUUAUCGGUUGAGAAGUAUAUCCGAGCCGGAGCAGAGAACUGCAGUAUCGAUAAUCGAUAACGAAACAUCACCGAAGGCGAUAGAAAGCGCGAGAUUAUGACACCCGUGAUGCUAUCAACCGAAUAGGAAGAUGCUAAUCGACGAAUGAAAAAAAGGUGACUUGUGAUACGUGGACCACUCUGACGAUCGUAUUUCGUUUUAGAUUUUUCCUUGAUCCUCUCGGAGCCCGACGAUUAAAACACAAAGAGGAGAAAAUUCAAUACGCAUACUUUUGUUUACUUGUCUGCUUCUUUAGGACCGUAUUCGAAUUACUUUUGAACAAAGAUAAGCAAAAUAUUAUAGAUUGUAAAAAGAAAUAGUUUACAGAUGUACGAUUUUUCAAUUGUAUCGAGUUACGAAUACAUCGUCCGUUAUUUGAAUAUACUUUUGCUGAUCUUUGUGUUAUAUAGCUUUUGCUAGGCGUUUACUUGAAACUUAGAUUUUUAGAUUCAGCCUGUGCAGCUGAAGCAUCGACUGAUCACUGGGACAAACGGAUCCCAAAUAUGUGAUAUUUUCAGAUGUAGUGAUUUCUAUAUUCGCCAAAUUAAAAUACAUAGAGAAGCGUGUUCCUGUUUUUAAAGUGAAACAUCGAGAAUCGAGAGAAGACGAAGCAGGCAAUAUUCGAGUCAAACCAAGGGACCGAGAGGCAGAAAUUAAUUUGUGAUAACCGAACUAUAUAUUGAUGAUAUUCAGCUUCGUAUUUCUUAAGCCUGUUCAAUUUCAUAAAACUCUUUUUAUCGUAGAUUUCGUCUCCUUGGUCAAUACUUUAAUAUUCAUGUAUUAUGAAUUAUAUAUACUUCUAAAUAAAAGUAAUUAAGUGUAGCUAAAUAUUUAACGUUGAUAUCAUACGUGAAAAACGAUUUCUUUUUAUACAUAUUAUGCAAAGCGAAUUGUACGACGAAAGAAAAUGGCUCGAAGAAAACGAAACGUCUUUCUUCGAGAUCAUUUGCAUGUGUAACGAAAACACACGCGUGCAUGUUAAUUAUUCUUAAAUCGCAAAAUCGAUUUCUUCUUUUCUUCUUCGAGCUACCUAGGUAUUAUCGUAUUAUUGUUGUUAUUGUUAUUGUUGUUGUUAUAAUUGUACAGAUACUUUGAUUCGUAGCACGUCGCUCUCUAUAAUUGUACAUAGCAAACCAGCCAAAAAAAAAAGAGAUUUCGUUAAAAUUGUA